GGCUGUCCUACUGUAGCAGAUUAGCAGCAUAGAAAUGGAUCACUGAAAGAAUAACUUGAACACGUAGCAUAGGACAUUUUAUUACAAUCCCCUCUGUUGUCACCACUGAAAGCGUUUAUCUAUAUGGAAAUGUUCUCCAGAUAAUUUUGAAGAACCUACAACACCAAGUAACGUGGGGAUUACAUACCAGUGGGGGGCAUGUGGGCACAAAUGCUUGCCUCAGUCGGGGAGGACCAGUUCCGAAGGUCCAGCUGAAACUUGGGGACCAGGUCAACCCCACCUAGGCUCUGAAGAGUGGGGAGUCCAUCUGCAUCAUUCUCUUCCUGUGAUCCAUCCUAAAGAAUGGGCUUGCCCGUACCAGACGGGUCAGAGAAGGACGCCCAGGUGGAGCCCUGUAAGGGGGUGGUUGAUGCUGGAGAGGAGGGGGAGGGAUGGGGCAGUGACAGCCAGCCAGAGGCCCCCAGACCUCCAUCCAUAGAUGGCAAGAGGAAAAAGAAGAGGAAAAAAAGACUAUGGAUAAAUCUCACCAACUGCAAGUACGAGAGUGUCCGUCGGGCUGCCCAUAAGUACGGGCUAAGGGAGGCUGCAGAAGGAGAGGACUGGACCUUGUUCUGGACAGACUGCUCUGUCUCUCUGGACCGGGUCAUGGAAAUGAAACGAUACCAGAAGAUCAACCAUUUCCCGGGCAUGAGCGAGAUCUGCAGGAAGGACUUGCUGGCUCGCAACAUGAACCGCAUGCUGAAGCUUUUCCCUAAAGACUACAACAUCUUCCCCCGCACCUGGUGCCUCCCAGCUGAUUACAGCGACUUUCAAGCCUACACGCGAGCCAAAAAGUACAAGACGUACAUCUGCAAGCCGGAUUCUGGCUGCCAAGGCCGAGGUAUCUUCCUCACCAAGUCAAGCAAGGACAUCAAGCCAGGGGAGCACAUGAUCUGCCAGGUGUACAUCUCCCGGCCUUUCAUAAUCGACGGCUUCAAGUUUGACCUUAGGAUCUACGUUCUAGUGACGUCCUGCGACCCCUUCCGUAUCUUCCUGUAUAAAGAGGGCCUGGCUCGCUUCUGCACCACGCAUUACAAUGACCCCGUCGGCAGCAAUUUGGGUGAUGUUUGCAUGCAUCUGACCAACUAUGCCAUCAACAAACACAGUGAAAACUUUGUACGUGAUGAUGACACAGGUAGCAAGAGGAAACUGUCCACCUUCAACAAGCACCUGGAAUCCAUGUGCUACAACACAGAGAAGAUGUGGCUGGACAUCGAGGACGUGAUCAUAAAGACUCUGAUCUCUGCCCACCCCAUCCUCAAGCACAACUACCACACCUGCUUCCCAAACCACGCCGCAGGCAGCGCCUGCUUUGAGAUCCUGGGCUUCGACGUGCUGCUGGACCACAGGCUGAAACCAUGGCUGCUAGAAGUCAACCACUCCCCUAGCUUCACCACUGACUCUCGGCUCGACCGGGAGGUGAAGGACGGGCUCCUGUACGACACCCUGGUGCUCAUUAACCUGUGCGCCUGCGACCGCCGCAAGAUCACAGAGGAGGAGAAACGCCGCGUCAAGGAGAGACUGCAGCAGAAUCGCUCCAGAGAGGCCAGGAGUGAGGAGCUGCGUCAGUCGCAUGCGGCCAGCGUGGAGCAGAUGGAGAGGUACGAGGCCAAACACAUGGGGGGCUUCCGGCGCAUCUUCCCCCGCGAGGGAGACGAGAAGUAUGAGAAAUACUUCAAGCACAGCAGCUCGCUCUUCCAGGAGACAGCUGCCUCCAAGGCCAGGGAGGAGUGUGCCAGGCAGCAGCUGCAGGAGCUGCGUCUGAAGCGGGAGCAGAAAGAGCAUGAUCAGAAGACGGGCCGCAGGAAGGAGCUCCAGGGAGAGUCGGCUGGGGAGAAAGCCAAGCCCCACAAACUCCACGCUCGCCUCUCCCAUUCCAACCCCAACUCACAGCAGCUCAACCUUCUGACGAUCCCCCCUCUCCCUCCCCCUGGGGGCAGGUCAUCCUCUCAGCUGGACCUAUCAGAUGAGGAGGAGGUGGAACGCUUCAGUGGCCUGCGCCAACGGGAGAGCCUGCUCAGGGACCUGGGCGUGGUCGACCAAGUGUACCAGCUCCUCCAGGGAUCCAGGCCUCCGCCUCCGCCCUGUCUGGUGGAGCAUCCCCAAAAGCCCCACUAUCACGACCACAAGUCCAGCAAGCUGGCGGAGUUCCUGCAGCGUCAGAAGCAGCCGUGUGCGCUGAUAGAGCGGCCGGUGGUGCCGGGGGCCAAGCCCUGCCUGCAAUACAUCCCCUCACAGCUCAUCCAGCAGCAGCAGCCGCUGCCGGCGCACUGGCCCUGGACCCCGUUGAACCGCGGCGGGUUGCACGUGGGGUCUCUGCACAGCGACCCCCCCUUCCUGCAGCACUGCGGCCCAGAGGAGGACGCAGGGCUGGGGGAGCUCUGCUUCGCGGGAGACCCCAAGAGGUCCAACAGCACACAGCGCAUGCCGUGGACUAUCACAGCUCGGCAGGGCAGUAUGAGCUCCUCGUUCACCGAGGUACGGGCCCGGACGGCCGCCGCCUCCCAACUGGCCAUGGGUCGGAUGCCCUGCGCCGCGCUGACCCGCUCCGACUCCCGAGCCCUGCAGGACCUCUUCAUCAUCUCCACGCCUGCCCCCCUGGUCCCCCGGCCCGACCUCUCGCACAGCCUCCGCCGCCGCCGCCGCCGCAAAGUCCCCCAACAUCAGCAGGAGCGCUAACACCACGCACACCCCACACACACACACAAACACACACACAUAUACAUAACACCAGGAGGAGUGUGGGACGAAGCAAAGGGACAUAUUCUGCCAAGAGAGAGCUGAAAGUCACCCUGAAGAAAGAGUCUCUGCUCUCUCAUCGUGUUCUGGUAAUACUCAGCAGAUAUUGUUCUAACGUAAUGUAACACAAAAUUUAUUUUUACUCUUUCAAUAAGCUGUGGUGAGAUUUUUUUUUUACUAAAAAAUGAACUAAUGCACAUAAAUGCAUUUGCACACGUAAGAAAAUGGGCCUUAUUACUUCUUCAGUUCACUGAGGAGUUUUUUUUUAUUUAUGUGAAUUUCACUUGAGUCUACCGAGGGGCAGCCUGAAUGUGAAUUGCCCUCAGACCAGCCUUUUGUGUGUGCUUUCUCUCUUACUCGCUGUGCACAAACAUCCUUCAAAGCAUAUUACCUCACUUGGAGCCACUGGCAAUAAACCACUCAAAUAAAUCUCAUGAAUGUA
This is a messenger RNA of Alosa alosa (allis shad), 3220 nucleotides long. RefSeq names its product tubulin tyrosine ligase-like family, member 6 (gene ttll6). NCBI's taxonomy places the organism in Eukaryota, Metazoa, Chordata, Actinopteri, Clupeiformes, Clupeidae. The record is from RefSeq and is a predicted model, not a curated record. Gene Ontology annotation, biological process: microtubule cytoskeleton organization; protein polyglutamylation. The coding region runs from base 343 to 2718 and encodes 791 amino acids. Gene Ontology annotation, molecular function: tubulin-glutamic acid ligase activity; tubulin binding. The transcript is spliced from 16 exons. Gene Ontology annotation, cellular component: cilium.